AUAUGUUUUCAAAGGCGUGCGCUCCUGUUGGAAUGGCUGAAAUUGCUCAAUCUGAGGCCGCAACCCCCGCAGAUGAAGAGGCAGCGUUUCAGUCAACCCCCCUGAAGUCCAGAUUGGACCAGGAACAGUGCCGGAUGGUGCUCACCAGCCCAGCUGAGGCAGGUCCAAGCAAUAAACCAUCAGCUUCUGGAAUAUAUAUUGCCCGGCCUCCGACCUGGAGACUGUCACAGUCAGAAAACCAAAGCUCAGCAGCUGCAUCUGAGUCCCUGGAUAACACAAUGGCUUCCAUAGAGACACCUGUAGACAGAGAUGACAGCACAUUCCUUCCUUUGAGCAGUGAGGGCACAUCCACAAGAUCAUCUUCCUCCGACAACAUUGCGGGAGCAGAAAGGAGAGAUGACUGGUCUGAAAGGAAGUGGAUAGUGAACGAGUCAUGCCUAAUGGAUCUGUUCACAACUUGUCACACAUGCGGGGUAUCCAUUUGUGAGAAGAAGAUCACCAGCCGUGGAUCAAAAAUCAAAAUAGAAUGGACAUGCAUCAAUCACCAUACAGGAGUGUGGCAGUCCUGUCCUGAUGUCCGUGGAAUACCUGAGAACAACCUGGUAUCCUCAGCAGCCAUUAUUUUCACAGGAACAACACAGAAUGAAAUUGAAGAGUGGGCUGAUCUUCUGAAUUUACAACUGCCAAAGAAGACCUCAUACUACUCACUACAAUCCACCUAUAUGAUACCUGUUAUUCACGAAGCCUACACUGAGAUGCAAGAGGAGAUUUUGUCAGAACUCCAGGAAACAGUAGCUGCUGGUGAACACACAGAUAUCUGUGGUGAUGCAAGAUCUGAUUCCCCCGGUUACAGUGCCAAAUACACCUGUUACAGCUUUAUGGAUGAUGCAACAAAGAAAGUCAUCAUGUCGGAUCUAAUUCAGGUAUCGGAGGCUACCAGUUCACCGGCAAUGGAGCCUGUUGGUUUCCGGAGGGGCCUGGAUCGUCUGCUGGACUCCGGCGUUGGUGUUGACGUGGUUACUACUGACCGGGCUCCAUCAAUUCGGAAGAUCAUGAGGGAGUCCUAUCCAGAGCUUAGGCAUCAAUUUGACCCAUGGCAUGUGGCAAAAGGUGUGAAGAAGAAGGCAACUGCAUUGGCGAGGAAGAAGGAAAACCGGGACCUGCAGCCAUGGAUCAAGUCUCUGGGCAAUCACUUCUGGUGGUCGUGCAGUUCAAGCGGUGGCGAUGAGAAGGAGUUGAAACACCGCUGGACAUCUAUCCUUUACCAUGUGUGUGGUAUCCACCGUUGGGAAGAAAAUGAGCAGGAGUACAGAUGUCGCCACGACGACCUCAGCGAGGACCAACAGCGGCGAAAAAAAUGGCUGGAGAAGGGGUGUCCUGCCUGGAACGCUCUGAAGAGUGUUGUACUUGACAAAAAUCUUUUGAGAGACCUAAGUCAAUUGACUUUGUUCAAGCAUACAGGGGCCCUUGAAGUCUUUCACAGCUCUAUGCUGAAGUACGCAGAGAAGAGGCGCCAUUUCACGUAUGUCUCCAUGCAAGCAAGGCUCCAGCUGAGUAUCAUUGACCACAACCACAAUGUUGGCCGUCAGCAUGCCUGUACUCGAUCUGGACAGAAAAAGUACAAUGUCAUUCACUCAAGGCAAUCAAACCAGUGGGUUGCAAGAAAGCUGUAUGAGCCAACAACGCAGGAGUUCCGUAAAGGAUUGGUGGAACGGGUCAUUCAACGGCGGCUUGACAAGAAUGUGAGGAUUGGAGAUCCUGCUUUCUUCAUCCAUCCUCCUGUCAGCAUACCAGCCAACAUCGCCCCCACUGCAAAGCCGAACAAGACCGACUUGGUAGCAGAACAUGAAUCUCGUUUUCCAACUGAACCUACUGGUGAUACAGAUGUUGACGUCUGA
Messenger RNA from Engraulis encrasicolus (European anchovy), 1898 nucleotides. RefSeq lists its product as uncharacterized. The transcript has 8 exons. Bases 3 to 1898 code for a protein of 631 amino acids. NCBI's taxonomy places the organism in Eukaryota, Metazoa, Chordata, Actinopteri, Clupeiformes, Engraulidae. The record is from RefSeq and is a predicted model, not a curated record.